This is a messenger RNA of Ziziphus jujuba (common jujube), 4187 nucleotides long. RefSeq names its product probable manganese-transporting ATPase PDR2. The coding region runs from base 193 to 3771 and encodes 1192 amino acids. Gene Ontology annotation, molecular function: P-type ion transporter activity; ATP hydrolysis activity; ATP binding. The record is from RefSeq and is a predicted model, not a curated record. The transcript has 22 exons. NCBI's taxonomy places the organism in Eukaryota, Viridiplantae, Streptophyta, Magnoliopsida, Rosales, Rhamnaceae. Gene Ontology annotation, cellular component: endoplasmic reticulum membrane. Gene Ontology annotation, biological process: intracellular calcium ion homeostasis.
AAAAAAAAAUAAUAAUAAUAAAAUAAAGAAAAAUACUUAAUUGCCUCGAGACUACAAGGAAGACGAAUCUGUGUCCUACAGAACAGAGAGCAGAAAACCCAAAGUUUCUUUCUUGUACUGGCACUCCACUCUGAGAAAAGGGAUUCUUUUAUUCUUCUCAAUUCUUAAUCCUCUCUGUCUCAGGAGGAUAAGAUGUCGAGGUUCCAUGUGGGCGGGAAAGUGGUGGAAAGAGUUGAUUUGUUGAGGAAGAAGCACUGGGCAUGGCGGUUGGAUGUAUGGCCUUUUGGUAUUCUCUAUGCUGUCUGGCUGGCUACCAUUGUUCCCAGCAUAGACAUUGUGGAUGCUGCCAUCGUUUUAGGUGGCUUUGUGGCUCUUCACAUCUUGGUCCGGCUUUUCACAGUUUGGUCCGUUGAUUUCAAAUGUCUUGUCCAAUAUGCUAAGGUCAAUGAUAUUCACCAGGCAGAUGUAUGCAAAGUAACUCCAGCAAAAUUUUCUGGUUCUAAAGAAGUUGUGCCACUUUAUUUUCGUAAGUUGGCAGAUUCAUCAGGCCUAACAGAUACAGAAGAGAUUUACUUUGAUUUUAGAAAGCAGCGCUUCAUUUAUUCAAAGGAGAAAAACACCUUUUGCAAGCUUCCUUACCCUACGAAGGAAACAUUUGCAUACUACCUGAAAUGCACUGGCCAUGGCUCUGAAGCUAAAGUUGUUUCUGCAAUGGAAAAAUGGGGACGAAAUGUAUUUGAAUAUCCACAACCUACGUUCCAGAAAUUAAUGAAAGAAAACUGCAUGGAACCCUUCUUUGUAUUUCAGGUGUUUUGCGUGGGACUCUGGUGUUUGGAUGAAUAUUGGUAUUACAGUUUGUUCACGCUUUUCAUGUUGUUUAUGUUCGAGGCGACAAUGGCAAAAAGUAGGUUAAAGACUCUAACUGAGCUGAGACGCGUUAGAGUAGAUAACCAGACCCUAAUGGUGCAUCGUUGUGGGAAGUGGGUGAAACUCUCUGGUACUGAACUUUUGCCUGGGGACGUUGUUUCAAUUGGACGCUCUUCUGGUCAGCAUGGAGAAGAUAAGUCUGUACCUGCAGACAUGCUCUUGUUGGCUGGAAGUGCUAUUGUUAAUGAAGCCAUUCUCACAGGCGAGUCUACACCCCAAUGGAAGGUUUCAGUCAUGGGUAAAGGAAGUGAAGAGAAACUAUCGGCAAAGAGAGAUAAAAGCCAUGUUUUAUUUGGUGGGACAAAAGUAUUGCAGCAUACUCAGGAUAAGAGCUUUCCUCUAAAAGCUCCUGAUGGUGGCUGUGUGGCUGUUGUUCUAAGAACUGGAUUUGAAACAAGUCAAGGGAAACUGAUGCGAACAAUUUUUUUUUCUACAGAGAGGGUUACUGCUAAUAGCUGGGAAAGUGGACUUUUCAUUUUAUUCUUAGUUAUAUUUGCAAUUAUAGCUGCUGGAUAUGUUCUAAAAAAGGGCCUGGAAGAUCCCACUAGAAGCAAGUACAAACUUUUUCUUAGUUGUUCACUCAUCAUUACAUCUGUGAUUCCUCCUGAGCUGCCAAUGGAAUUAUCUAUAGCUGUGAAUACAUCUCUGAUUGCACUGGCACGGCGAGGAAUAUAUUGUACUGAACCUUUUCGUAUUCCUUUUGCUGGGAAGGUGGAUAUAUGUUGUUUUGACAAAACUGGAACACUUACAUCAGAUGACAUGGAGUUCCAUGGAAUUGUUGGGUUGACUGGAAAUACUGAUAUAGAGUCUGACACAACUAAAUUGCCAGUGCGAACAGUAGAGAUUCUGGCUUCUUGUCAUGCAUUGGUUUUUGUGGACAACAAGCUGGUUGGUGAUCCUCUAGAAAAGGCUGCGCUGAAAGGAAUAGACUGGACAUAUAAAUCUGAUGAGAAAGCCAUGCCAAAGAGGGGGGGUGGCAGUGCUGUUCAGAUUAUUCAGAGACACCACUUUGCUUCCCAUUUGAAAAGAAUGGCAGUUGUUGUUCGCAUUGAGGAGGAAUUUUUUGCUUUUGUGAAGGGUGCUCCAGAAACUAUUGAGCAUAGGCUCACUGAUAUACCAUCAUCAUAUGUGGAGACUUACAAGAAAUAUACACGACAAGGAUCACGGGUUCUGGCACUUGCUUUCAAGUCCCUUCCAGAUAUGACAGUUAGCGAAGCCAGAAGCUUGGAUAGGGAUCUAGUGGAGAAUGGCCUUACAUUUGCUGGUUUUGCGGUAUUCAACUGUCCUAUAAGACCAGAUUCAGCAGCUGUCCUAUCUGAACUGAAAGGAUCAUCUCAUGACUUGGUGAUGAUUACUGGGGACCAAGCUCUGACUGCUUGCCAUGUUGCUAGCCAAGUUCAUAUUGUAUCAAAACCAGCUUUGAUUCUUGGUCCAGCAACGAAUGGUCAAGGAUAUGAGUGGAUAUCACCAGAUGAGAAGGAAAGGAUCCAUUUCAGUGAGAAAGAGGUUGAAGCUUUAUCAGAGACGCAUGAUCUAUGUAUUGGAGGUGACUGCUUUGAAAUGUUACAACAGACAAAUGCUGUUCUACGGGUCAUUCCAUACGUGAAGGUUUUUGCAAGAGUUGCUCCUGAACAAAAAGAACUCAUCAUGACCACUUUUAAAACCGUGGGAAGGGGAACUUUGAUGUGUGGUGAUGGAACUAAUGAUGUUGGAGCUCUGAAGCAGGCUCAUGUGGGAGUUGCCCUGUUGAAUGCGGUGCCUCCUACUCAAACUGGAAACUCUUCUUCAGAAGCAUCUAAAGAUGAAAGUACCAAGUCUGGCAAAUCUAAGAAAUCAAAACUUGCAUCCGAAGCAGCGGGAAAAUCUUAUAGCCACGGUGGAGAAGGCUCUUCGAAAGGCAAAGUUGCUACAAGAUCUGAUUCUACCAACCAAUCUGCUGCUAAUCGCCACUUGACAGCUGCAGAGAUGCAACGCCAGAAGCUAAAGAAACUUAUGGAUGAGCUGAAUGAGGAAGGUGAUAGUCGUGCAGCACCCGUUGUCAAGCUUGGUGAUGCUUCCAUGGCAUCACCCUUCACAGCAAAGCAUGCAUCAGUUUCCCCAACCACUGACAUAAUUCGUCAAGGCCGCAGUACUCUAGUGACUACCCUCCAGAUGUUCAAAAUUCUUGGCCUUAACUGCCUUGCCACAGCAUAUGUGUUGAGUGUCAUGAAUUUGGAUGGAGUCAAACUUGGGGACAUCCAGGCUACAAUCAGUGGUGUAUUUACAGCAGCCUUCUUCCUAUUUAUUUCGCAUGCCCGACCACUCCCAACCCUUUCAGCUGCUCGUCCUCACCCUAAUGUCUUUUGCUCGUAUGUCUUGCUCUCUCUCUUAGGACAAUUUGCUAUCCAUCUGUUUUUCUUAAUCUCGUCGGUAAAAGAGGCAGAAAAAUACAUGCCUGACGAAUGCAUCGAGCCAGACUCAGAUUUUCAUCCCAACCUGGUGAAUACGGUUUCAUACAUGGUGAGCAUGAUGCUUCAGGUGGCCACCUUUGCUGUGAACUACAUGGGGCAUCCAUUUAACCAGAGCAUACCAGAAAACAAGCCAUUCUUGUAUGCCCUCUUGGCAGCUGUUGGGUUCUUCACGGUUAUAACUUCUGAUCUGUUGAGAGACUUGAAUGAUUCAUUGAAGUUGGUUCCAUUGCCGGUAGAAUUGAGAAAUAAGCUAAUAGUAUGGGCUUUCAUCAUGUUUAUUAGCUGUUACUCGUGGGAGAGGUUAUUGCGGUUGGCAUUCCCAGGGAGAAUCCCAGCAUGGAAGAAGCGUCAACGCACCGCCGCAGCUAAUUUAGCGAAGAAGAAACGAAUCUGAGAUGACUGAUGAAACGUGUCUGAGAUGACUGAUUCCUUUGUUGAAGCAGAAUGCAUUAUAUACAAACAUUUUGGCAAUGAUCAUACAUUUUGGCACUUAAGCAGCAGAGGCAGAGUUUUUACAAGGGAUAUAGGAAGAAUGGAGUUAGUAGCUCUCUUUAAAUUCUGAAAAAGAAAAUUUUCCCUUGCGUGAUUGAAGAUUUGAUUUUGAUUUCAAUCACUUUUACUUUUUGAGGUGGAUAAUUAAUAGGACGCUAGUCUUUAAACAAAACUUUGAUUUGAGGUGCUUCUAAUAUACUUCAUACUGGUGAAAUGUAAACUCACAGCCCACAAUUGGUGAUAUUAUCACAUUCCAAGAAUUUGUUAUGCAGGUUACAUUUUUGUAUUGUUUUUAUAUAUUCAAAGAGUUUUACUUGA